AUGCUAUUUGCGUUGGUCUCCUUCAGUUUAAGAUUUAACAGGAGAAGCGAUUAUUUGGUAACAAGUGUUAUUUUGCAGGCCAAAAAACUCCAAGAGCAUAUCAGGGCAAAGCAGCGUAGAGAUGAGGAGAAGGAUCUAAAAGCACGCAGGGAACGCGUAGAACGCGCUAAAGAAGAACAUCGACGAGCGGCUGAAAAGCAGAAAGCCGAAGAGGCACAGGGAGGAGCCGGUGAGAGUUUCCCAAUGGGAUUCGCAGACAUAUUUCAAGAUCCUGAAACUGUAAAACUGAUGAAUGACCCUCAUGUUAUGGCAGCAGUUAAGGAUGUAAUGCUAAACCCGCAAAAUAUGGCUAAAUAUAAGAAUGAUCCACAGGUCGUAAAAUUGCUUGAAAAACUGAUGGCUGCCACCGGCGGUCCACCGCCUGAUAUGCCUCCAAAACCGGAACCCGCUCCCGAUUUUGCUGGACAUCCUCCAAAAACGCGUGAGCCAGAUCUCGACUAA
Molecule: messenger RNA, 501 nt
Organism: Enterobius vermicularis (human pinworm)
Lineage: Eukaryota; Metazoa; Nematoda; Chromadorea; Rhabditida; Oxyuridae
Source: the annotation of a GenBank genome assembly